Aspergillus bombycis is the source of this 1458-nucleotide messenger RNA. Its product is annotated as pantothenate transporter. Gene Ontology annotation, biological process: transmembrane transport. Bases 1 to 1458 code for a protein of 485 amino acids. Lineage: Eukaryota; Fungi; Ascomycota; Eurotiomycetes; Eurotiales; Aspergillaceae. The transcript is spliced from 8 exons. Gene Ontology annotation, molecular function: transmembrane transporter activity. The record is from RefSeq and is a predicted model, not a curated record. Gene Ontology annotation, cellular component: membrane.
AUGGACAACAAAGACGUUGAAGCAAAAGAGAUUGAGGAGGCGGGUUCCUAUCCACUUCAGGUCCCAGGUUCGAUCAAGGAGGGAGAAGCUGACAGAGGUCUGGAGUGGACGAAUGAGGAGGAAAAAAAGCUGGUGCGAACUAUUGACUGGCGCGUCUUUCCAAUGCUAUGCACUAUCUUCGGGCUCUCGCUGUUAGACCGAACAAAUAUAUCCUCUGCCUACAUCGCUGGCCUCGGAACGGAUAUUCAGCUUUCGCAAGGAUCGCGAUACAACAUCGCCCUACUUGUCUUUUUUAUCGGAUAUGGGCUAUUCGAACUCCCAUCGAACCUCCUCAUCCGCCGCAUCGGAGCCAGGGUGUGGCUAAGCUUCCUGAUUAUAUCAUGGGGCGCUUGCGUUCUCGGGAUGGGGUUCGUUCACAGCUGGCAGUCCUUAACCGUGUGUCGUGCGUUACUCGGGAUCUUCGAGGCUGGACUCUUCCCCGGUGCAGUCUUCAUCAUCGCAUCGUGGUACCGGCAGUAUGAGACGGCCACGAGGGUCUCGCUUUUCUAUAUGGCCGCACUGAUCGCGUCUGGAUUCGGACCGAUCCUCGCUUACGUGUUUUCCUUGAUUCGAGUUGGAAAUGGAAUGUACAGACAGGGCUGGCGGUGGAUUUUUAUCAUCGAGGGCAUUGCGACCAUUGUGGCCGGGAUUGCCGCCGCAUUUUUCCUCGUGGAGUUUCCCGAUAAAGCACGCUGGUUGACGCCCCGACAGAAACAGAUUGCGAUCGCUCGGCUAUCCGAGGACAAGCGGGAGCGAGAGUACAAACACCCCAGUCUCAGGGAGGCGAUGAUGAUGCUCGGGGAUUGGAAGAUUAUCUUCAAUUCAGUAUUUCAUCGCCGCCUCGAGUGUCUACUCCAUUGCGUACUUCAAGACCAUCAUUCUCCGAGAAGGAUGGGCUUCAGCUACGCCCUGGCCCAGAUACUCUCAUCACCACCGUACGUAUUCGCUGUGAUCAUGUCUCUGGCUAUGGCCUGGCUGUCCGAUAAGUAUAAAAUCCGCUGGGCCAUUCUCGUGGUGCAAUCGCUUUCUGCGGUCGUGGGGCUCCUCAUCACGCUCUACUGCAAACCCCCCGGCGUUCGUUACUUUGGCCUCUUCCUCGCCGUCUUCGGCACGCAGGCGAAUAUACCAGGGACACUAUCAUAUGGCCAAAGCCAGAUCCCGACGGUGGAGAAACGCGGCGUGGUCGCGGCAGCGAUGAUAUCUGUGGGUGCUGCUGGGGGGAUCGCGGGGUCCACUAUCUUUCGGACGCAGGAUGCGCCUACAUAUCUCCCGGGAAUGUGGGCCACGAUUGCGAUGCAAAUGCUAUAUACCGUUGUGACGGUGAUCUUUUCGUUUUACCUCCAGCGGCAGAACCGCCGCGUGGACAAAAAGGAGCGAGGCGACUUGGAGGGUGUGCCAGGGUUUCGAUAUGCCCCUUGA